AUGUCCCGCCACCACCCCGAUCUCGUUAUGUGCCGCAAGCAACCUGGCAUCUCUAUCGGCCGUCUGUGUGAUAAGUGCGAUGGAAAAUGCCCCGUGUGUGACUCCUACGUGCGCCCCACGACCCUCGUUCGAAUCUGUGACGAAUGCUCCUUCGGUAAUUAUCAGAACAAGUGCAUCGUCUGCGGGGGCGAAGGAAUCAGCGAUGCCUUUUACUGUUUUGAGUGCACGAGGUUAGAAAAGGACCGAGAUGGCUGCCCGAAGAUUAUAAAUUUGGGAAGCUCCAGGACGGAUUUAUUCUACCAGAAGAAAAGUUUUCGGAAUCAUUGA
This is a messenger RNA of Aspergillus ochraceoroseus IBT 24754, 327 nucleotides long. Its product is annotated as PHF5 family protein. Gene Ontology annotation, cellular component: precatalytic spliceosome; U2 snRNP; catalytic step 2 spliceosome. Bases 1 to 327 code for a protein of 108 amino acids. Lineage: Eukaryota; Fungi; Ascomycota; Eurotiomycetes; Eurotiales; Aspergillaceae. The transcript has a single exon. Gene Ontology annotation, biological process: mRNA splicing, via spliceosome. The record is from RefSeq and is a predicted model, not a curated record.